Messenger RNA from Dothidotthia symphoricarpi CBS 119687, 1592 nucleotides. RefSeq names its product glycosyltransferase family 69 protein. NCBI's taxonomy places the organism in Eukaryota, Fungi, Ascomycota, Dothideomycetes, Pleosporales, Dothidotthiaceae. The transcript is spliced from 2 exons. The record is from RefSeq and is a predicted model, not a curated record. The coding region runs from base 135 to 1499 and encodes 454 amino acids.
CUUAAUAUCAAGUGGGCACAUUCACUGGGGUCUGCAGUCACCUUUGACUCCUUCGAUGUUAUAUAGGUAUCUCUUUGUGAGAACCUUCACCCAACCAACGUUUUUUUUGGCAACUGGAAUCGUCCACUUCUUCCAUGGCUAUCUCAAGAAGCUUGCGAUCGCUCUUCAAAGCCAUCGCGUUACUUGCAGCGAUCUUCCUUCUCAUCCUUGGAAUCGGUUUCUUCCGGUACAGCGACCGUGUGCUACGGACACAGCCCAUUAGCACUGGGAACCUCAGUCCUCCUUCAGCGGAGGAAUCGGGUAGCGUGCCUAUUGCUAUUUUGCCCGCCGCAGCUCCGACUGGUCUGCCAAGGAAAGCAAAUGACACUCUGCUCGCGCAAGCACCACCAUAUAUCCACGCCAUCUUGAAUUCAUCAGAUUCAACAUUUGCUCGUCUGGAGUGUCCACAGCCGGACCUUGAGCGUUAUGCUUACCUGGGAGACUCACCGGACCAAUCUGAAGCGUCGCAGCAUCCUAGGUUUUUCUUCGCGCUCGAUCUAUAUCAAUGUGUUCACCUACUUCCACGAUUGCUCGGUUCAAUCAUAGAAACAAUCAGGUUCCUUGGUCCAGAGAACUGCGUGCUUUCCAUCGUAGAAGGCCGAUCCGACGACGGCACGUUCGAAGUCCUUGACGAGCUUCGUUCCAGCUUGCAAGCCUUGGGUGUGAAGUACUUCUUCCAAACAAGCGACAUCAGUCCCAUAGCCCCGGGAACAGACCGUAUCGAAGCCCUUGCAGGCCUGCGGAACCUCGCCUUACACGACCUCCUCGCCCACCCAGCGCACUACAACCCAGACACCACCGUCAUCUUCCUCAACGACAUCGCGCUCUGCAUGGAGGACAUUUUAGAGCUCCUCCACCAGCGGAAAUGGCAAGGCGCCGACCAGACAUGUGCCAUGGACUGGACGUACGUGGGCGACAACCCGACAUUCUACGAUGUCUGGAUCGCGCGCGGCAUGACGGGCGAUUUAUUCUUCAACAUCCCCGACGAUGGGAGCUGGGACUUUGCCUGGAAUCUCUUCUGGAAUGACGACAAGGCGCGCACUCGGCUCGCUGCUGCGAAACCCUUCCAGGUGUUUGCGUGCUGGAACGGUGUCACCGCGUUCACUGCGAAGCCGCUGUUAGACGGGCGCAUCAAGUUCAGGGCGAGUGGACCGGGCGAGUGCUUCCAGGGCGAGCCGAAACUGUUUGCGAAGGAUAUGUGGGCGAACGGACAUGGCAGGAUUGCAGUCGUGCCGAGUGUGAAUGUGGAGUAUAGUGAUGAGGCGGCAAAGAAGAUCAAAGCGCUCAAAGGGUAUGUGACGAGUCAUGUUGCAAAUGAAGGGGACGAUGGGAGGAUUGAGUGGGAGACGAAGCCACCGGAGAAGGUAAAGUGCAUGCCGGAUCAUCAGCACCAGACUUUUGUUGAUUGGGAUGAGGGACUGAGGCCGAGAUUACCGGAGAAGCAAACAAAUAGGACAUAGUGCACAUUUGUAUAUAAAAACACCUGUAAGUACAAAGAGUUUGAGUACAUCUCCAUAUUAUCUGCGUAAUCACCGCGAACGCUUUGUUUACGC